Trichobilharzia regenti is the source of this 942-nucleotide messenger RNA. The record is from the annotation of a GenBank genome assembly. NCBI's taxonomy places the organism in Eukaryota, Metazoa, Platyhelminthes, Trematoda, Strigeidida, Schistosomatidae.
AUGCGCUCAAAGAAGAGUUCUAGUGUCAAUUAUGAGAAAGGGGCAUCCAAGAAGCCUAGGAAAGAGAAGUCAACUGAGAAAGGAGAAGAAUCAUCCGAGAAAAAGGAAAAUUGGUGUACUAAGUAUCCUGGUUCAGCGCCGGAAUUAGCUAAGCCUUCAUCGACCCAUUGGAACCUCAAGAUAGUCACUUGGAACGUAAACGGGAUACGUGCUGUCAUCAAAAAUGGUGGCUUUGGGUAUCUUACAAAAGAGAAUGCAGACAUAUGCUGCAUACAAGAAACAAAAUGUCCAUUGGACAAAAUACCUGCCGAAGCCAAAUUACCCCACUACCAAUCAUUCUGGUCAUCUGCAGAAAAAGCUGGUUAUGCUGGCACUGCCUUAUUCAGCAAGACCCCUCCACUUAAGGUCUCUUUUGGGAUAGGGAAAAAGAUGCAUGACGAAGAAGGACGCGUUAUUACUGCAGAGUAUGAAAAGUUCUACCUGAUCACUGCAUAUGUGCCAAACUCAGGACAAGGCUUGGUUCGCCUCUCCUACCGAGAAAAGGAAUGGGAUCCAGAUUUUCUUGAAUACUUACGUAAACUAGACUCUGUGAAACCAAUUAUUGUGUGUGGUGACCUCAAUGUGGCUCAUGAAGAAAUAGAUCUGGCUCGCCCGGAUUCAAAUCACAAGACGGCAGGGUUUACGGAUCAAGAAAGACAAGGUUUCACGAAGCUAUUGUCAUCUGCCAAUUUAAUCGACACAUAUCGUCAUUUUUAUCCAGACCGUCGAGAAGCUUAUUCCUUUUGGAGCUAUCGAGCUGGUGCACGGCCAGUCAAUAAUGGAUGGCGUUUAGACUACUUUUUAGUAUCUCAAAGGAUUUUAUCAAAUGUAAACGAUCAAGAGUUGCGUUGUGCUGUUACUGGCAGUGAUCAUUGUCCUGUUGUUCUAUACCUUCAAAUCUAA